This is a messenger RNA of Zeugodacus cucurbitae (melon fly), 340 nucleotides long. It is a transcript of the gene Neb-cGP, whose product is annotated as putative 60S ribosomal protein L33. NCBI's taxonomy places the organism in Eukaryota, Metazoa, Arthropoda, Insecta, Diptera, Tephritidae. The coding region runs from base 156 to 311 and encodes 51 amino acids. The record is from RefSeq and is a predicted model, not a curated record. The transcript is spliced from 3 exons.
GUCGGCAAAGCAGUUCAACAGCUGUCAAUUUGACAGCGCAAUUUCGAAUUCGACAUCGCACUUACAUAACCUAACCUCGAAAUUUUGACAGUUGUCUGCAAGCAACAGCGAAUAUUUUUCCUAUCCGCUAACGAGCAAAACUGCUAAGCAACAAAAUGGCUGGUGAAUCUGCUGAGGAAGCUAAAUUGACUGGACUGUCGAAACAUUUCAAUGGCUCCACAAUGCGUGGUCGCGCAAAUGUGGCUAAAGCUACUUAUGCUGUGAUCGGUCUCGUCAUUGCCUACAAUCUUGUCAAACCCAAGAAGAAGUAAAGCAGUUGCAACACUUAUAUAAGUCAAAA